This is a messenger RNA of Schistosoma rodhaini, 1683 nucleotides long. The record is from the annotation of a GenBank genome assembly. Lineage: Eukaryota; Metazoa; Platyhelminthes; Trematoda; Strigeidida; Schistosomatidae.
AUGAAGGACACCGGUCAGCAACGUUUGCCACCUUUGCUUAUUCAGUCAUCGAGAAUUAAUGGUUGGUUAUUGUCGCGUAAAAUAAUACAGACGGACUAUCCGAAGAAACUGAAGGAGAUAGACUGCAAAGUCAACGAUUGCGUUAAUAAGUAUCCUGAAGUUGAGGUUCCGAUUUUUGAAAGCCCAUCAUUGUUCAUAGGAUGCCGUGAAUUUUUAGAAGAACUAGUCAAGACAGACAACAAAACUGACUUCUUCGGACGUUUUAGUCCGUUAGUUCGCGCGUGGACUGAAAUUGUCAGUUCGUUUCAGAAAAACAACUUAUACUUGGCCGAAGUAGGAGAUUCGAUCAACGAGUUAGCAGCUGUACAGGUCCCUAGGUGUAAAAUGUUCAUUUCAGACAGACAAAAAAAUUUAUUGGACUUACGCCAAAGGUUAAAAGAACAAAGUUUAAAUCUCAUCAGGAAAGAAGAGUUAUUGGAGAAAGUUUAUAAAGAAUUCCACGUUGAUGUCAAGGAAGAAAAUGUAAGGUUGCGUCUUCUGGAGGAGGCUGAGAAAGUCCCUAUGUUUUUGACAGAAUUUGUACACUCUCUCACUUACCUCAAAACCGCUCUUCAGUUGUACAUUGACUUCAAAAACUUUGUCCUGGGAGGUUUUCAGGAUGAAUAUCACGGACCUGAAAAGUCUUAUGAUUGCUGUCCAACCCUUAAACUACUAAUCGCCUCAGGCCAUGUUAUGGUGUUUACAUGGAGAAAUGGAUGCGAGCCUGAGCACAUUGAAGGAAGUGAUGAUUUUGUUCCUUUUCUUUUGCAGCAGGAAAAAAUGAAAGCUAACCAGUUAUCAAUGGAAUUGGAUCAAAAUAGAUUUACAGAUUCAAAUGUUCUUCCUGAACUAAACGAGAUUUUGUGGGAUGAAAACGAAGUAGGGGCAAUAGACUUUGGUCCUUUUGAUGUAGAAUCUGUGGAGAACAUUGAAAUUGAAAAGGAAAACAUAAUAUCAACCUCUUCAUCUGGAAUGCCAGAUAAUCCAAGCGUUGAUGCUGCCAGUCAGUCUAAUGUUACAUUGUCAAUAGACGAAAGAAAACCGAUAGUUGCUUCUGGUGCAUCUGCUCGUUAUCUUUUAGACUCUGCUGAUGGGCGCCAAGCUCUUUUAAAUGAUCUACUUGAAUUGAAUGCGUUUCUUCAACGUUUUCAGGAGGAUUUACUCGAACGAUUAGAUAAUGAAAGUGAAAAUCAGCUCAGCAGAACUGGACGUAAUGUGUUCAAACCUUCCGGCGGUGUUCGUUGUGAUACUAUUCAGAAUAUGAUCAUACAGAAUGCUCCAAAUGAUCUGCUGUCAUAUACAUCAAACGACAUAUCUAAAAUGAUUGAACUUGUUAAAGAAGCUUUGAUUAGGCUGACUACCAGUUCUUUAAGCCAAUUAAUGAUGAUACGAACUAGAAUAGGAUACUUAGAUCGAUUGACUGAUCGACUUUUGGAUUAUAGACGUCAAGCAGAACUGGCUAGAACAAGAGUUAGUCAGACACAAAAACUGAUCGAUAAAGCGUUAUUGGAGCAACAGGAGAAGACAACACAACUUGCACAACUCAAGAACUCUUGUAAGAAACUAGUUAGCUUCUUGGAGGAUGAACUGUCGAGGAUCUGCAAUCGCCAAGUGCAAAUAACUGGACAGUUUUGCGAUCUCUAA